UGCGUAUCCCAGAACAAUCUAGUUCAUCAGCUGUGUCCUUUGUUUUCAAGUUUUCGAGCGGUUCAAUAAGAUCCUCAUCAAAGGCGCUAUUCUGUUCGUUUCAGCUCUUCUUCUCGAAAAAGUCCGUUAAAAAGAACGAACUAAGGGUGCGUGUGUGUGAAAACGAGAAUUUACAUAGUUUUAGUAAUGGACUUUUCGCGAAGAAGAAAUAUCUCGCGUUUGGAGGGCCCGUCCUCUACUCUGAUAGAGAUCUCAGCACGCGAUGUUUCUCUGACAAUAUUCUGUGAGCCAUAUGGCGACGCUGGGCGUACCGCUCGUCUUCAAGAAGCUUUUGACGCGUACCAAACCCACGCGGUAGGUGAGACCAAGUGGAUGACUCUCGAAGAGAUGCGGGAAUUUCAAGCACAAUCGCAGCAUCAGAAUCAGUUAGUCCACUAUGUUUGUGAUCCAUUUGAAGGUCCUGUGUUUGAUCUUGCUCAAGCUUCGGAGCAUCCGGUAUGGGGUCCUCUGGUGUUAUUGCGUUGUUUGAGAGACAAGCGCGCUCUUCCGUUGUUCCAAAAAGGACAGGCAAUCUAUUCACUAGCGAUGAAAAACGUAAUAGCUACUUUCUCGUCAGUGACUCCAGCGCGGCGAGUGGGUCUCACCCAGCGAAUCCGGUGGAUGGGGGGUCGAAUGGAAGCCGCACUCAACAACACGGUUACCCAUGUUGUUACAGACGAGGUAGGCUCAAAGAAGUACAUUGUUGGCGCCCAGCGUGGUCUUGCACUGCAAACAACCGCGUGGAUUGAUCGUGUUUGGGAUACGACGCAACAUGAACUCAAACAUGCACUUUCUAUCGCAGAAGAAUUUAGGACUCCAAUAUUUGCCAAUUUAACGAUCACCACGUCCGGCCUUGCUGAAGAUGAAAAGGCUGAAGUAACAAAACUUAUACAAGAUAACGGUGGAACUUACACUGGAAAGUUAACUAAAGCAAAUACGCAUCUUGUGGUUCGAGAAGGAAAAGGUGCAAAGUAUACAGCGGCCUUAAAAUGGCAGUUGCACGUGGUUACGCCGGACUGGGUAUCCAAUUCAGUAAAGAAAGGUUUCAUGGUUGAUCCUAUUCAGUAUCUCAUUGGAGAAUCUAUAGAGCCGUUAACCGGGAAAAAUGAUACCGUAAUGAAUUCAAGUGUAACAUCCGUCGCCUCUACUAUAUCGAGGUCGGUUCUCUCCGAAAGGACAACGAAUGUUUCUUCUGGAAGCACCGCCGCUGGGGAUCCUGCCUACAGUGAGGUACUCCGACUCAAAAAAGAGGAUGUUUCGGGUGCUGGGCAAUUCCUGGAUGGCUGUUCGGUUCAUGUAUUCGGCGUUCGAGAUAAGACGUUAUUAGACCGUUUGCAUCAAAUAAUAAAUCAGGCGGGUGGUCUACGGGAAGAUGCUUUCAACGAUGGCGUAACACACAUUAUAACGAUCCCAUCGGCGAGCGGCCUAUCUGAACUUCAACGCAACAUCGAGGCUACUUUUGCUUCACCGGCUGUGAUCCUACCAUCAUGGUUGGUGGCUUGUGUUCGCGAAAAAUCGUUGGUGUCGCCAGUAAAUUACGCCGUUCCUGGAUUCGACCCCCCACCAGAAGCGGGCGAAGGGGUAGACAGGUCAGACGGAGAGCACACAACUCAUAGCUCGGCAUGUUUGGGCGUUACCGCGAACCCUAAUUGCUCAUGUAGCAGCGUGGGUAAUAAAACUUCUUCAAAACAUUUGACGCUCGGCACUUCUGUUAGCGCCAGUGUAACAGGCUGUCUAAAUGGAAAGGCAUUUUGUCUGACACAAGAACUGCGCACAAUGUAUUUGAAUGUAGUACAUGACUUGCCUGCUCUUCGGGAGGGUAUCGAAUCUCUAGGGGGACACCUUGUCGAUUCCGAAGACACUGUUGGCCCUUCUCAAGAACUAUAUAUGGUUUACACGAAUAUGGUGUCAGCUACACUGCCCCCACCAAAUUCGAUUACUAUACUCUUUCUCGAAGGUGUAAUUAAACAACGGCGUUGGACAGAUCCCUCGGUCAGCCUUUUCUUUCAGGUGCUCCAUGCCCCGAGGGCUGACGUUCCCAACGGGGUAAUGUCCAGCGUUGUAGUUACUCCUACAGGCUUUAGCGAGCAAGAAGUAACGAGUAUGUCACGAGCCCUCGCUCUAUUUGGUGCUUCCCUUCAAGCUGUCAUGGUACGGAGUAGUAAACCAGACAAAAAGCUCUGGGCCACAACACACCUCGUUUGUGCAACGGAUAAAAGCAACGGAAAGCUAGAAGCAGCCAAACGGUGGAAAAUUCCAGCGGUCACGCUGGAAUGGGUGCUUGUUUGCGCUCGGGAAGGUUGCCGCGUUGGUGUAAAGGAAUACCUCAUAGAUCCCGGCCAAUGGGAAUCGCUACCGGACGCAGCAAAAAAAUCUCCCCGCAGACCGCCCCCAGAAACUCCGGUUGAAAAGCGAAAGAGGCCUAUUGAAUUUCAAACAACACCUUCGCAAGGAUUGGACAUUUCGCGCAAACAGACACCGCCGCCAAUAACAACGAUAGUGACUCCAGGAACAGCCGUUAACAACAGUGGAACUGCAGCGGCCAGUGAUCGUCGUCCUUCAGGGGCUCAGACGCCGAUGUUGUCCUCUCAGCGAAUGCGGGAAAUCUACGAAGAGUGUAGCCGUUUCAAAACACCCAAGAGGUCAAACGGCGCAGAUGUGGACUCGCCCGGAAUGCCCCGAAUCGGGGCUGACAAGAUAUCCGAGAUGGUUCAGCAAAUUCAAGACUCGCCUUUGCGACCAUACGAUAUUCCUGAGGCUUCGUUUAAUGAAAAGUGCUCGCAAGCUGUGAGCGCUAAAUCAUGUUUAACAAUCGGCCGCCCACUGGACGGAAUUGUCGCAGUAAUUGAUGAAGACGGCUUAAAGCCUUGUUCACUCGAACUGAAGAUGUCAAUCGAACGCCUGGGGGGCUGGGUAUGCCACACUGUAGAGCGGUGUACACUGAUUAUUUUGCCACCGAGUCAUAAGCAAUCUGACGAUGGUCGUCGGUUGCGAGUGAGCGCACAAAGAUUAAACAAGCCAAUCGUUGGUGUUGAAUGGGUCUGGGCUACCAUUGAUACCAUGGAGAGACCUCUAUUAGUAGAGUUUCCUCCUAACUACGAAGAAAAAUAUGGAGCACCGUAUGUCCGAUGUAAAAAGCUUAGUGACUACGUACCCAAAUGGGAGGACUCCGACCUUGACAUAUCGGUACCGAAAGUUGACGAUGCGCCGAGGACUACGACGAAGGACACAUCUGGAGUAACUCUAGAGAAUGAAGCUGACUUAUCGAUGCCUGUCGUGGAGCAACCGAGCGUCGAGAGUAGUCACGCUACUCCUAGGCAGAAAGCGAACACAGCAAAAAUAGAACAGGGCAGUGUUGCUGAUGUUAGUGAGGACGAGGAUCAGGACAAAUCUGUUCCCUCCAACAAUAUUCAUGUCUGCAAUGUUUCUACUGAGGGGGCCGCAUCUAGCAGUCGAUUCCUUAGGCCAAGGCGGUCAUCCGUGGCGUCGGUGGGGUCAGAGGUGCCCGCCACUCCGAUGGAAGCCCCGCAAGCAGAUAAAACUUUACAAAAGGCUAGCUCUGCCGCUUCCGUGUCAAAGGAUCCCCUACGAGAGAUACUAAGACGGAACUCGGGACGCCAAGCAACUCCUUUAGUUCGUCGAUUGUCUCGGGCUGAUAUGGACGAUACGAACCGGUCUCAGAACAGGCGGUCUCAGCUCGUUAUGGCUAGUCAAUGUUCAAUAGGAAGUGUUCUUGCAGAUAUCGAGACACAGCCAGAAGAAGGCGUCACUUACGGCAGAACAAUGACAAUUCCCACAUCCACUCAGUUAAACAGCACUGUGUACGGGGAUGCCGUUGCUCCAAAUUUUGGAGACGUAUCCAUGGUGCGGCAUUGCACUGAUGAGAUGAUGAAUAAUCCAGCUGUAACGAAAGCUACUCCAAAAAGAUUGCGAGACACUUUUGAGGUUCAAGAUACGCCUGGGAAGAGAUUUAAAAAGAAUCCUGUGAAACACGAGCUUACUCAUAACGAUACAACAGAAGUAGCUUCACCACCUCUAACGAAAAAGUCGACUGAAAAGGUGUACGAGUUGUAUCACCUUGAUGAAGAGACAGAUAAACGGUGUCGGCACCUAAUUACCGAGCUAGGAGGAGCCAUCGUGGAUAACCUUUCAGCUGAGGUUAGUGCUCCUUCGAGUAUUGAAAAGAUCACUAUUAUAGACCCCACCCAACCGCGGAUUAUGAAGAAAAGUUCUCUACUUCAACAGCUGGCGUGUGGUGGUUGGGUUCUCGCGCCAAGUUACGUUGAUGAUAGCUCGGCAGCCGGAUACUUCUUACCGGAGGCUGAGUACAUGUUAGGUGUUGGCACGAAAGGGCAACCCGAAUCCAACAUCCGAAAGAUAUCGGCUGAACGCUUCGCGUGCUGGCCGCGAUGGAGGAAACAGCGUCUCGAAUAUGGCACCGGAGCUUUUGACAAGUGGAAAGUAGGGCUAUUCAGUUCGACAGUGGAACGAGAACGUGGCCAUCGACUGUUGUUAACAGCCGGUGGUGCCGUGGUCCUCAAUCGAGAGGACAUGGACGCGCUCAAGGAAGCGACGCACAUUUUUGUGACAAAGGGAGAUACCAGCACCGCAAGAAAGCUGCGCGCCAAGCUUGGACCGAGCGCAUUAAUAGUCGCCCCAGACUACAUGCUACACUAUUUGUCGCUUGGUGAGGUGGAUCCAGCAGCAUUUGCGAUACAAUAGGUAUAAUAAAGGCUAAUGAAUUCAAUAUAGUGCAAAGAGCACCACAAAAUAUUUGUAUCAAUGCUUAUCGGUGCAUAAUGUGUUUUGUAAUCUGCUAUGUAAAUAAGUGUGGUUCUUGUAUAUAAGUAUGGCUUGAGCAAACCUAUUAGUGUGAUCGUUAACCACGAACGGAACGAAGACUUAAUAUAGAACCAAUAAUGAGAAGAUAAAUAUUACUGAUAUGACUAAGGUUGUUUUUGCUUGAACAAACAACUACGUGGUAAAAUGACAGGCUCAAGUGAUGAAUGCAAAUAAAUGGGACCAAGCCGUUUAU
This is a messenger RNA of Varroa destructor (honeybee mite), 5074 nucleotides long. RefSeq names its product mutagen-sensitive 101 (gene mus101). The record is from RefSeq and is a predicted model, not a curated record. Gene Ontology annotation, biological process: DNA replication initiation; mitotic DNA replication checkpoint signaling; mitotic G2 DNA damage checkpoint signaling. NCBI's taxonomy places the organism in Eukaryota, Metazoa, Arthropoda, Arachnida, Mesostigmata, Varroidae.